Molecule: messenger RNA, 949 nt
Organism: Rosa rugosa (rugosa rose)
Lineage: Eukaryota; Viridiplantae; Streptophyta; Magnoliopsida; Rosales; Rosaceae
Product: rho GDP-dissociation inhibitor 1-like
Exons: 5
Coding region: 105-785 (226 amino acids)
Biological process (GO): Rho protein signal transduction
Cellular component (GO): cytoplasm; membrane; cytosol
Molecular function (GO): Rho GDP-dissociation inhibitor activity; protein binding
Source: RefSeq, a predicted model, not a curated record
UUCCUGGGUUUGACACUCUAGACAGUUCUUAAAAGGGUUGUUGUCUUUGUCUGACGCUGCACUCUCUGAAGAGAAAGAGAGAGAGAGAGAGAGAGUAAGUAGAGAUGGAGGGUGGGAAGAGAGGAGAUGAAGCAGGCCCAUCAUCAGAAAAGCUAAAGGAACUGAGUGAAAAGCUAAGUGAGUUCUGUCAUGUUGAGGAAGAAGAAGAAGAAGAAGAUGGUGAAGAUCACAGGAGUAAUGGGGUUGCUGCUGGCUUUGUUCCUGGGCCUUUGGUUUCUCUCAAGGAACAAAUUGAGAAAGACAAGGAUGAUGACAGCUUAAGGAGGUGGAAACAGAAGCUGCUUGGUUCCUUGGAAAGCGAUUUGGAUGGCCAAAUGGAGCCUGAAGUCAAAUUCCACUCAAUUGGUAUCAUUUCCGAUGACUUUGGCGAAAUAAAUACUCCAUUGCCCGUUGAUGAAAAUCAGAUCGGUCGUGUCCUGUUUACACUCAAAGAAGGAUCUGAAUAUCGGCUUAAGCUCGCAUUUAGUGUUCUGCACAACAUUGUUUCUGGCCUUACCUAUUCCAACACAGUGUGGAAAGGAGGACUUCAAGUUGAUCAAAGCAAAGGAAUGUUGGGUACAUUUGCUCCGAAUAGAGAACCCUAUGAGCACACCUUGGAAGAGGAGACCACUCCAUCUGGGGUGCUUGCAAGGGGCCUUUACUCGGCAAAGCUUAAGUUCGAGGACGAUGACAAGAGAUGUUAUAUGGAACUGACAUACUCCUUUGAGAUCAAAAAGCGGAGUUAGCGACUUUUUCUGGAAGAUCCUGCUUGUUGUUUCCUCCUUUUUCUUUAUUUAUCCAUGAACCACACCACAUAUCUUCUUUACUUGUAGUUGUGAUGCAAACGUACAAUGGAAUUCUCAUGAUUAUUUCCUUGGCUUGUGAUGCAAAUUUGGAAUUAGGAUUACCA